Messenger RNA from Scheffersomyces amazonensis, 1668 nucleotides. RefSeq names its product sphinganine kinase. NCBI's taxonomy places the organism in Eukaryota, Fungi, Ascomycota, Pichiomycetes, Serinales, Debaryomycetaceae. The record is from RefSeq and is a predicted model, not a curated record. Gene Ontology annotation, molecular function: sphingosine-1-phosphate phosphatase activity. Gene Ontology annotation, cellular component: endoplasmic reticulum membrane. Bases 99 to 1631 code for a protein of 510 amino acids. The transcript is spliced from 2 exons.
CACGCUUAACGAUAAUUUUAUGCGCAUAUCGACAAACGUUUAAACUGAGAAACACUUUUCAACUCUGUUACAGACUAUUGGUAACGAGCAGAAGGGUCAUGUCGAAACAGUUCAAUAGACUGCAAUUGCAGACGUCGGAAGACUCCUCCAGUCAUAUCAGCCAGAGGAGUCAGAGAGUUCCAGUUGAUAAACAUGGAUUACCAGAUGCUGGUAACCAAUCCAAUGAUCACUACAAAACAAGAUUGUCACCAUUACGAUAUAAAUUAAGAACUGCAUUAUUACCAUAUAUAAGAGCAGAGACAGCUAUAUUAUAUAAAUUACAAACAAAAUUAAGACAUCCUACGUUAGACUUUUACUUUGCGUGGACUGCUAAUUUAGCCAGUCAUACAUUUUAUGUAUUGAUGUUACCACCACCCCUUUGGUUUGGAGCUUCUAAAUUAGCUAGAGAUUUAGUAUAUGUUCUUGGAUUUGGAAUCUAUUUUACAGGAUUCUUAAAGGACUUUUUCUGUUUACCAAGACCAAGAUCACCUCCAUUACAUAGAAUUACCAUGUCAUCAUAUACUACUCAAGAGUAUGGAUUCCCAUCUUCACAUGCAGCCAAUGCUACGGCUGUCACAUUAAUACUAUUAGGUAAAUUAAUUGAAAUUAGAUCAGAUUUAAGUUUUCUAGUAUUCAAUACUCUGUUAGCAGGACUUCUUAUUUAUUACUUAUCAUUAAUAUUUGGAAGAUUAUAUUGUGGUAUGCAUGGAUUCCUCGAUAUAUUAAUUGGAUCAUGUGUAGGAAUCACUUGCUUUUCAUUCCGUCAAUUUUAUGGAAAUCAAUGGGAUGAUUUACUUUUUAAUAAUUCAUUAAAUAUAUUCAUUACUCCCAUAUUAAUUAUUAUGGGAUAUAUCUCAUUAAUUCAUUAUCAUUCAGAACCAAUUGAUGAUUGUCCUUGUUUCGAUGACUCUGUUGCAUUUGUGGGAGUUUUAAUUGGAUUAGAUUUAUCUCACUAUGUAGGUGUCAAGACUCAAUACUUAGCCGAAAGGAAUCCAUAUCAUGAUGCGGUAAUGAUUAAUUAUGAUUUUAAUAAAUUAGGAGUAAUUAAGAGUUUUAUAAGAUUUCUAAUGGGUGUAAUUUUGGUAGUGAUUUGGAAAGCCGUUUCUAAACCAAUUAUUUAUACUAUAUUACCACCAAUUUAUAAAUUCAUUGGGAUUUAUUUACCUAGACAUAAUUAUAUUCCUACAGCACUUACUACCAAUUCCAAUCGACAAAUUCGUUCAGCCUCUAUUUCCAAUGAUAAGAGUGGAAUUGGAGAUAUUAAUACAUUUUUGAAUGCAUUAACGGAUCAUGAGAAUGUAGAUGAAGUGGGUCCAGAAACUGAUAUAGAUUAUUAUGCUAUGCUUGAUUAUAAGAAAAACCAACAACAAAAGAACUACAGUAGUAGUAGUAGUAGCAGUAGUACUACUGCUACUAAUAAUAAAGGCAAUGGAUCUGUACCAGAAGAUGAUAUAACACUUAUGAAAACAAGUGGAGUAUUUAAACCUCGAUAUGAUGUAGAGAUCGUUGGCCGAUUAAUUGUCUACGCUGGAGUGGCCACUACAGCUGUUUGGGGGUUUGCACUCACUACCGAACUUAUUGGAUUAAACUAAUCUACAUUCUACAUUCUACAUUCUACAUUCUACAUUC